Molecule: messenger RNA, 1431 nt
Organism: Dichotomopilus funicola
Lineage: Eukaryota; Fungi; Ascomycota; Sordariomycetes; Sordariales; Chaetomiaceae
Product: PUA-like domain-containing protein
Exons: 1
Coding region: 1-1431 (476 amino acids)
Biological process (GO): protein ubiquitination; negative regulation of gene expression via chromosomal CpG island methylation
Molecular function (GO): ubiquitin protein ligase activity
Source: RefSeq, a predicted model, not a curated record
AUGGGGUACGGAGAUAGUGGUUUGUACACUACAGCUCCUCCAGCAGUUGUUCCUGCACACUUCGAUGUUCUGGCCCCGUCGUCUGGACACUUCGACAUUCGGGUCCGGUCGUUUGCGCAUUCCGAUGCUUCGGACGUGUCGUUGGCACACUCUGACACUCCGGCCCAGCCGGCUUCACACUCGGACGCUCCGGUCUCGUCAUCGUCACGCUCCGGCGCUCCGGUCCCGUCGUCGGCACCUUUGCCCCGUCGACCGACCAACGACCUUCCUCACGCAGCUCGUGCAACCGGAAGGAACAGCUUUCAUAAACCUGCCCUGGAGUUUCCCACGAAUCUUCCUCCCGCAACCCACCACGCUCCCACCACCCGCCGCAUUCCCACCACCCACCACAAUCGCCAGGUGAACCAUUCCCAUAGAGCUCGACCCAUCGUCACCAUUCCUGACCAUCAAGACACGCAGACGACACCUGCUCGCCAAACACUCGACAUCACCGUGCCCCCAAACCCGUUGCCGGAACCCCCAACCUCGCCGCCGGAACCUCCAACCUCGCCGCGGGGGCCUGAAACCCCGUCGCCCGCGCCUCCCACGAUGUCCCGCCCGGCGCCAAACCUCCCACCCCCCAACCACCCUAGCUGGGGUGUGAAUGGGAUUAUGCACGGCGUCUACCUGCAGGGCGCCCACACGUAUCUGUUCGACCCCCGCUACGUGGGCCAACGACGCGACGCGCUCCAGCACGGCCAUAACGGCCUGACCCCCGGCGACUGGUGGCCGCUGCAGGUAGUCGCCGUUUACAACGGCGCCCACGGCCAACGCGUCCGUGGCAUCUCUGGCGACCCACAAACGGGCGCCUACUCGGUCGUGGUCUCGGGGCUGGCGGCCCAGUAUCGCUACCACGAUCGCGACAACGGCGACGUGGUCUGGUACUCGGCGGACCGCCCGAACGCCGGCGUUGGUCUCGGGCGUCGGGGCAGGGCCAACCCCAACGCCAACAAUGCCAGCAGCAACAACAACACCAGCAGCACCAGCAACGGCGGCGCCGGGAACAACACCGGCAGCAACAGCAACAACAGCGCCGGCGGGAACAACCAGCAGGCAGCGCCCGCACCGGCUCCGGCCCCGAGACCUCAACACAGCGCCGACACCCGCGCGCUCCUCGCCUCGGAACGCACCGGCCUGCCCGUCCGCGUCCUUCGCAGCGCCGGCCACCGCAACCGCCACUGGGCGCCGGCCGUGGGCAUCCGCUACGACGGCCUAUACCGCGUGGUGCGCCACAUUGUCUCGCACAACAGCCACGGCGGACAAUUCCUCAAGUUCGAGCUCCGCCGCCUCAAUCCCGCUGCCAAUCUGGGGAUGACGCUGAACCAGAUCCGGACGACGGUGCCCACUCAGGCGCAGAGGGCUGCCGAGGCGAGCAUUCGCGAUCGGUAUUGA